This is a messenger RNA of Lepisosteus oculatus (spotted gar), 3826 nucleotides long. RefSeq lists its product as uncharacterized. Lineage: Eukaryota; Metazoa; Chordata; Actinopteri; Semionotiformes; Lepisosteidae. The record is from RefSeq and is a predicted model, not a curated record.
UUCCGGGUCGCGUUUCGUGUCGGUGUGACGUUUCUUUUCUUGGACAAAACACAUCAGAAACGGGGCGCAUCAGUUGAAAGUUCUCCGGUUUCGGCGUCGGGGCUGGGCAGGUUCGGCGUGCUGGUGCUCUCGGUAAUCCGCAGAAGGCGGUUUUGGCCUCGAUCCCGGCAGCAGGACCGGCCAGCAGUGACCUGGGCGACGAGAGCCGGAGGGGAUGAGAUGGACGUCACUCUGUCUGUGUCCUUCCUGAAGGAGCACCUGAGCUCCACCAUCGAGGAGGCGGUGAGCACGGCGGUGGAGACGGUGCUGCUGGAGACGGCCCGGCUGCUGGGCGGGAAGUGGGCGGACCUGCAGUGCGCCGUGGCCGAGAAGGAGCGGGAGAACCAGAGCCUGAGGCGCCGGCUGCCGGACGAGCCGGAGGACGGGGUGGUCCGGCCCGUCAGGCCCAGCCUCCUGGGGGGCAGCCGCAGGAAGAGGCGCUUCCACAGCCGCCGCCUCGUCUCGGCGCCGCCCAAGGAGGAAGAGGAGGGUGGGGGGGAGGACCUGGCCUUCGGGGCCUUCCCUGUGCACUUCCCCCCCGAGCGCGAGGGCGAGCCGGGGGCGUUCGCCGGGGACCCCGCGGGCGUGGUCUGCGAGGAGGGCCAGGACGUGGGCGUCCAGGUGGAGUGGGACCUGUACGCGCCCGAGCACCACGACUCCCUGUCCCUCGCGGAGGAGGACGGCGCGGCGCCCUAUUACACUGAGGAUGAACUUCAGAGCCACGACCUUCGGAUAAUAUCCGUUCCCAAGGAUGAUGGGAUGUCCGAGUUCGAGUCCUCCGACUUCAAUGAGGAGUUCCUGUCCUUCAGCCCCCCGCAGAUGAAGACCGAGAUGCCUGGGAUGGAGGCCCUUCCGGGAGAGAGUGCAGCAGAGCUGGAGUCCGAGCAGGAGAAGGAGAGGUCCGGGGAGUACAGCGAGUACGUGGAGCAGAGCUUCUCGGAGCAGCUGCGCGGCCGGCUCGAGGGCCUGGCUCCGGAGGUCAUCCGCGAAUACGAGAAGGACUCCUCCUUCUGCGAGCUGACCCGCCGCAAGCUCAUCAAGAUCGCCGUGGCCUACCUCGUGGAGGAGUUUGGCUUCUAUCCCACCUCCGCACAGAAGACCAUGUUGGCUGAGCACAUCGUGGAGCUGUUCCCAGCACUGCGGCUGUGCGUUCCCUCUGCAGGAAUUAACGGAAUUGAGCACCUGUAUGACCCGGUGUCACGGACAGGGUACAUUGAAACCAGGCUGCGCAACUUCAGGAGAACGCUGGAGGCCGACAAGAAGAAGUAUGUGCUGAAGAGGAGAAGAGCUGAGCUGGGCAUCGUGGACUCCAAACCUGGAUCUAACGAGAAAACCAGUGAGGAGGCCAAGAAGUGGAUCACCCUGAUGAAGAAGACACGGCCUCUUGCUAAAAACCUGACCGUCAUCAAGAACUGCAUGGAGAGGACGUUCAGUGCGAGGAGGAAAUGGAUGGUGAGCAAAAGGCCCAGUUUGGACGUGGUCAUCGCAGAAUACCCACGAUUCCUGGAUGUGCCUUCAGCGAUCGAUUCGGAGUUCGAAAGGAUGUUCCCAGGCAAAGGAGAGAACUUUCUGUCCAAGUGGGAGACGUGCGUUCUGCCCAAAGUGCGCCAGAUCGCGGAGAAGGAGAAGCUGCCUGAGAUUGUCACCCUGCUGGAGCAGUCCCGCUCAGAGAAGGAAGAUUGCUAUAUGCUGACUAUGCUGAAGGUGCUCAUGCACAUGUUGCCACCAGCUAACAACAGCAGAGCUUCACAACCAGCCAAGAGCAAUACGAAGCCCCCCAUCAACUACCUUGUGGAUUUGGCACCAAUUGGAACCAAUAUUUCCACGCUGUUCUGUCAGCCUGACAUGCCCAGGGCCGGGUCCCACAGCCAGGCCAAGCCGCGCAUCCUGACCGUGGGCCCGCUGGACAGCCCCAGCAGGCGCUUCUUCGUCCUGGCGCCGGCAGAGAGGGUGGUGCUGCCCCUCCCGGAGCGCAGCCUGGGCGGCGCCGUUGACAAGCUCUUCAAGGUGCUGCGCGUCUUCAACCUGGGCUACCCCGCGCCGCUGGCGCCGCUCUGCAGCUUCCUGGAGUACAUGUACGGCAUCGAGAAGCCCGGCCACUCUUCCGGCGGGAAGAGGACCAAGGUGAUGGAGCUGGUGUCCAAGCUGCACAUGCUGCCGUGACGCGCGGCGGCCAGCCAGCUGCUCCUCCCAGGGGCCCUUUCAAAACUGUAGGAGUGGGGCGGCGCUGCUAGUUCCUCAGCCCUCGGGAAGCUCUGGGACAGGACGGGAGUUUAAAGUCACCCUGUCGCAGGAAGAGGCUGGCCUGUGAAUUGAGAAAUGUUUUUUAAAUACUUUGCACAGCAUUAGAAUUCUUUUCACGAAAUGCAUCUUAGUGUUCAUUAUUCAUUUAGUAUUUUCAGUUGAAUCACAUCUCAAAUCUGUUGGCUGCCAACGAGUAAUUUCACGUUCUGGCUGACGUGGGUGUGUCCAGGUGAGGCCACACUGAUGAGCUGUUCACUCACUGGCUGCACAAGGCAGUAGGAAAGCCUUGUUUAGGGAACCACGCACGGUUUUGGUAUUUGUUCUGAAAUUGGUCCAGAGAAAAGCAAACGAGGCUUUCUGGGACCUUUAAGGAAUAUCCUCCACUGCAGGACUGAUUAUGAACCUUUUUAGUUUUAAACAAAGAGGACUGCAAGGAAACCUGAUACAAGUAUCGAUAAAGCUCAAAGGCUACACAAUGGAUGUAUCCAGGAUAAACAGUGGACCUCAACAUAGGAUACAAGUGGAAACUAAUGGCAUAAAACUGAGAACUGGAGACUACUUUAUCCAGACGGUUUUGAAGUCUAGAACAAGCUACCUAGCCAUGUUGAAGCCUAUACCCUGGCUUCCUUCAAGAGCUGGAUGAGUUUCUUGGGUCAUCUGCUACUAAAUGGCAUAGCUGGGCUGAAUUGCCCUUCUCUCAUUUGUAACCAUUAUGUUUGUAAUUUGUUCUUAUCAUUGAAGGCAGGAGCUGUGUGCAGUUAGUUACCUAUUGGCUGCACAUGGUAAUUAAGCAACAUUACUAGUUUUACUGAGGUACUGCGGUUAAAAUUUCUUCAUUUCUAAAGGCGUCUUUACAGCCCUGUCUAUAGGGCCUGUUUUGAACGGACCAAUGCAGCUCAUUGAUUGGUGGUCAUUCAUUAAUAAUGGGAACGAAAAGCUUCUUGAAGUUCUAUGUAGACAUUGGCAGACUUUCACUUUUUUCAGUUAUUAAAUGUUUUAAACAAUCAUUUUAGUUUUAAUAUUUUUGCGAAGGUUGUUCAGAGAUUGUUGGGUAAAACUGAGUAUUGUAUAUGCUUUGUAUUACAAAUAUAUAUGUAUGUGAUGAAAUCAGUAGGUUUUGUAGAAGCAAGCUGCAUGAAGAUGGACAAUGAGCCAUUAUUCAAGAGUGUUAGGGGAGGCUCUCAUGAAACGGUGGGUGUUGAUGAUGAUGAUGAUGAUGAAAUGCAUGUAUACACAGGCAUACCCUAGUCAAACCCAUAUGAACAGUGUGGUGUGUGGUAUAAUGCUGGAAAGCAUAGAAAAGUGUGAUAUACCAUGAUUGAAAAUGGAAAGCCAAACCGAAACGGAUGUACAGUAAGAAAUCUAAAGACCUAGCAUCCUAAACUGGCAUGUGUUUGUAAGGAAUACUAUGUUUUACAGUGGAAGAUGCUAACAUAGGAUCAGCAGUAGAAUUAAUUUUGGGAUGUAACCCAUUUCUUUUCCAUAGGUCUCCUUUUGUGCUCAAAUGGACAUUAAACUUGUCAUUCUUGGUUUUUUUCCCAAA